UUGGAGGCACAAUGUUGGUCGAAUUGGUGCUGAUUCCUCUUCUCGCGCUCAUCGCCCAUUUCAUUUACAAAGAGUGCAGCAGGCCAAAGAAUUUUCCACCAGGUCCGCAAUGGUUUGUCCCCGUGUUUGGAAAUUUGAACCUGACCUACUCUCUUAAAGAGAAACUCGGCUACCUUUUCUUGGCGCUGGAAAAUUUGGCGGAAAAAUACGGACCAGUUUACGGGUUAAAAUUAGGCCAGGACGUGACCGUCGUCAUCACCGAUUAUGAGAUUAUGAAAGACGUUCUCACCAGAGAGGAGUUCCAGGGACGCCCUAAUGGAUACGUUUUCACAAUGAGAACUUUUGGGGAAAAAUUAGGUAUUGGUUUUUCUGAUGGACCCACUUGUACUGCGGUGCGCAAUUUUACCAUGAAAUGCUUGCGAGACGUUGGUGCUGGAAAGCAAACAAUGAAUUGGUACAUUACGGACGAGGCCUCGGAAUUUGUCAAAAUGUUAAAAACGAGUUGUGGAAACACCAAAGAAACGUCGAAAUCGCUUAAACUAGACCAAUUAUUCAAAUUGACAAUUCUGAACAGCCAGUGGCUUUUGAUUGCUGGAAAGCGUUUUGAUUAUGACGACAAAGAAUUUAUUCACCUUCUUGAAUUGCUGACGGAUUUUUUGAAAAAUUUUGAUGGCGCAGGAGGACUCGUGAGCAGACUGCCGUGGAUUAGAUUUGUGGCACCAGAAUUAUCUGGCUUUAACAAACUCAACAAUGCCAUCAAGCCGCUGCAAGAGUUUUUAUGGAAAUUAAUUGGAGAACGCAAGGAAAAUUUUGAUGCCAAUGCUGAGCACAACAAUUAUGUGGAUUUGUUUCUGGCGGAGAUUUUUAAGCAAAACAAGCCAAGCAAAGUUUUUAAUGAAAAAGAACUUAUAUCGUGCCUAAUGGACCUUUUGCUGGCCGGCAUGAUCACAACAAGCGACGCCAUGGUCGACAUGCUGCACUUUGUGGCGCAAGACCCUAAUUUGCAGAGAGAGCUCCAUGUGGAAAUUGAUCGCGUCAUAGGUAGAAACGUAGCUCCUACCAUGGACUUCUACAAUGAGAUGAUUUGGAUGCGCGCCUUCAAUUUGGAAACUUUGCGCUUUGCGACAAUUGCGCCGAUUUCAGUGGCUCGAAGGGCAACCAAGGAUACAAAUCUGUUGCAGUAUCGCAUUCCUAAAGACGCGGUAAUUGUGCCUGUUGUUCACAAAGUAUUAAUGGACGAAGGAUACUGGAAAGACCCCCAGGUUUUUCGGCCCGAAAGAUUCCUCGACGCAAGUAAGACAAAGUUCAUUCCGGAUGAAAGGGUUAACGUUGCGUUUGGAUAUGGAAAGAGACACUGCCCAGGAGACUUCAUCGCUUACCGCACCAUGUUCUUGUUCAUGGCAAAUAUUUUGCAGAAUUUCACUGUCGAAGCUGACCCAAAUGCCGACACAAAAUUGCUGUGGGAUGAGGGAAUUACUUUAACGCCACCACCGUUCACUGGCACAUUUAAAUUGAGAGAAUUAUGCGUACAAAAAUUACCUUACUUGAGAUCUAAAAUGUUGAUCGAACUGGUGAUCAUUCCUCUUCUUGCGCUCUUCGCUCAUUACAUUUACAAGGAGUGCAUACGACCUCCAAAUUUUCCACCAGGUCCGAAAUGGCUUGUCCCUGUGUUUGGAAAUUUGAACCUGGCAUACUCCCUUAUACAAAAACUUGGCUACUUAUUCUUGGCCCUGGAAAAUUUGGCAGAAAAAUAUGGACCAGUUUACGGAUUAAAAUUAGGCCAGGAUGUGACUGUCGUUAUCACCGAUUAUGAAAUAAUGAAAAGCGUCCUUAACAGAGAGGAGUUCCAGGGACGACCUCAUGGAUACGUUUUUACUAUGAGAACGUUUGGAGAGAGUAUAGGCAUUGUCGUGGGCGAUGGACCCGCUUACACGCACGUGCGCAAUUUUACAAUGAAGUGUUUACGAGACGUAGGCGCUGGAAAGGCAACAAUGAAUUGGUACAUUACAGAAGAAGCGUCGGAAUUUGUCAAAAUGUUGAAAACGAGCUGUGGGGACACCAACGAAACGUCAAAAUCGCUUAAACUUGACCAGUUAUUCAAACUGACCAUUCUGAACAGCCAAUGGCUGCUAAUUGCUGGGAAGCGGUUCGAUUACGACGAUAAAGAGUUCAUUUAUCUCCUAGAUUUGGUGACGAUAUUUUUGAAAAACUUUGAUGGUGCAGGGGGAAUUGUGGAAAGACUGCCUUGGAUCAGAUUUGUGGCGCCAGAAUUAUCUGGUUUUAAUAAACUGAACAACGCAAUGCAACCUUUGCAUAAUUUUCUAUGGAAAUUAAUAGGAGAGCACAAGGAGAACUUUGAUGCCAAUGCUGAGCACAACAAUUUUGUGGAUUUGUUUCUGGCAGAGAUUUUUAAGCAAAAGGAGCCCAGUAUAGUUUUUAAUUAUAAGGAACUUAUUUCUUGCCUUAUUGACCUUCUGUUGGCUGGCAUGAUCACCACGAGCGACGCCAUGGUCGACAUGCUGCAUUUUGCAGCGCAAAACCCUGAGUUGCAGAAAGAGCUCCAUGAGGAAAUUGAUCGCGUCGUAGGCAGAAACGUAGCACCUACCAUGGAUUCCUACAAUGAAAUGGUUUGGAUGCGCGCCUUCAAUUUAGAAACUUUGCGCUUUGGGACAAUUGCACCGAUUUCAGUGGCUCGAAGGGCAACAAAGGAUACAACUCUGAUGCAGUAUCGCAUUCCUAAGGAUGCGAUAAUUGUUCCUGUUGUUCAUAAAGUGCUAAUGGAUGAAGGAUACUGGAAAGAUCCUCAGGUUUUUCGGCCCGAAAGAUUCCUCGACGCAAGUAGGACAAAAUUCAUUCCCGAUGAAAGGGUUAACGUUGCGUUUGGUCUUGGAAAGAGACACUGUCCAGGAGACUUCAUCGCUUACCGCACCAUGUUCUUGUUCAUGGCAAAUAUUUUGCAGAAUUUCACUGUCGAAGCUGACCCAAAUGCCGACACAAAAUUGCUGUGGGAUGAAGGAAUUACUUUAACGCCACCGCCGUUCACUGGCACAUUUAAAUUGAGAGAUUAAUCAGAGUGCAUGAUGUAUUCAUAAGAUGUUUAGGAAAAAAUUGAUAUGUUGUGUUUAUGAUGUUCAAUUAAUUUUAUUAUAUUUACCAGCAAAAAAUUGCUGUUAAUAAAAAUUGAAUAAUUUUGAAUCUGUGAUAAAAAUUGUAAUUGCAUCAGAAAUUAAAUUAUUUGUCCAUUCCAGCUUUAUAUUUGAGUAAAUUUAGGUAAAUUAAUAAUAGAAAAUUACAUUAUUUGUUUUUACUAAUAAAAAGUGGAAAGUAAGUUAAAA
Messenger RNA from Neocloeon triangulifer, 3335 nucleotides. RefSeq lists its product as uncharacterized. Gene Ontology annotation, molecular function: iron ion binding; heme binding; oxidoreductase activity, acting on paired donors, with incorporation or reduction of molecular oxygen, reduced flavin or flavoprotein as one donor, and incorporation of one atom of oxygen. Bases 12 to 3068 code for a protein of 1018 amino acids. The transcript is spliced from 18 exons. Gene Ontology annotation, biological process: xenobiotic metabolic process. Gene Ontology annotation, cellular component: cytoplasm; intracellular membrane-bounded organelle. NCBI's taxonomy places the organism in Eukaryota, Metazoa, Arthropoda, Insecta, Ephemeroptera, Baetidae. The record is from RefSeq and is a predicted model, not a curated record.